Seriola aureovittata is the source of this 1857-nucleotide messenger RNA. RefSeq names its product methionine sulfoxide reductase Aa (gene msraa). Lineage: Eukaryota; Metazoa; Chordata; Actinopteri; Carangiformes; Carangidae. Bases 634 to 1149 code for a protein of 171 amino acids. Gene Ontology annotation, biological process: cellular response to oxidative stress. The transcript is spliced from 6 exons. Gene Ontology annotation, cellular component: cytoplasm. The record is from RefSeq and is a predicted model, not a curated record. Gene Ontology annotation, molecular function: peptide-methionine (S)-S-oxide reductase activity.
CUGGAGCAUCGCCAAAGCUUCUCGGGAACGCUGCCACAGUUGAGAGGGACGACGAAAGAGCGAGGGAGCAGAGAGGAGAGGAAAAAGCCAUGCCUGGAGUGGAGAGACUUGGCAGGGCUUCCGCUCCUUUGUCUGUCUGGCUCAAGGCUGCAGCGCCAGAGGAAAUCAAAAAAUGUCCAGGCAUAGUCGUGGUGGUGGUGGUGGAUGGGGACAAGCUCUGCCUCGCCUCCGAAAAAGACGAGAGAGAAAAAGUACUUCCAAACGGACUGAAAACUGCUGCGGAAAGGGCUAUUGGAAAUUAAAAAGAACAAAACAAAACAAAACAAGCGAUUUUCUCUUUUUAAAUGAAAUUCUGCAUUGGAGCGAUUGGACCCGACCAGGUUUCGGAGACUAAAGUGUAACGUGACCACAAUAUCUCAUGAGCUGACCUGCAAUUUUAAUGGUAUCAAAAAGAGAAUACUGUAUUUGUACUUUUCGGAGAGCAAAACAACAUGUCUGAACUGGACAAGGACGGAUGUUUGACUUCUGACGAGUCCACCAGUAGCCAGAGGAAGGCCAAGCCUGCGCCAUACAAGAGCCAAACACGAUGUGAACGGCAACAAGACUGUUCCACCUUUCCCAGAGGGGACGGAGAUGGCCAUGUUUGGCAUGGGCUGUUUCUGGGGAGCGGAGAGGAAGUUUUGGAGACAAAAAGGGGUUUAUUCCACCCAGGUGGGCUACUCCGGAGGAUACACACCCAACCCCACCUACAACGAAGUCUGCACAGGUAAGACAGGCCACACUGAGGUGGUGAGAGUUGUCUUCCAUCCAGACCAGAUCAGCUUCCCCAACCUGCUCAAAGUCUUCUGGGAAAGCCACAACCCGACUCAAGGGAUGCGUCAGGGGAACGACGUUGGGACAACGUACCGCUCUGCCAUCUACACCUACACAGAGCAGCACCUCGAGGAAGCUCUGGCCUCCAAAGAUCAAUACCAGAAGGUUCUAACAGAGGAAGGUUUCGGUCCGAUUACAACAGAGAUAGCCGAAGCCAAGCCGUUCUAUUACGCUGAGGAUUACCACCAACAGUACCUGAGCAAAAACCCUGAUGGUUACUGUGGCCUGGGAGGGACAGGCGUCUCCUGUCCAAUAGGAAUCAAGACGAAGGCUUAGAUAUCCAGCGACAGCCAAGAACUGAGAGAGGGUGCAACGAUGGAGUUAUCUUUAACCUUUAAAAUGCUCGGGGAUACAAAACGCUUUGGGUUUUAAAUGUAAUUGUAUCUUUUAAUGUGCAUUAAGGUUCCCGUCAUUGUCAAACGGCCUCACACCUGUGGACUUUGAAUGAACUUUUAAUGCUAAUAUUUCUCAGAAUUAAGUCGACAUUUCCCAUAAAAGCAACUGCUGAAUCUCCCUGAAAAUAACAAACAACUUUACACUAGUACACCACUGAUUUCACUAUCUGUUGUUUAAGAAAUGUGAUGGUUGUAGCUCAGUUUGUGAUACAGGAAUGACAACCCGGUAAACUGCAGUUUAGAGGCUCAGUCUUCUCAGCUCUUUGCAAUUGGUAAUUAUACCUGAAAAAGUAUGUAUACUAAUUGUAUUAUAAAAGUGAUGCAACACGUCACAUCCUUUCGGAUGUGGUACAGUUUCAUAUGGUGUAUUUGUAUGAAACUGUGUAUAACUUAAUGCACACCUGACACUCAUUUUUAUAAAUGAAAGAUUCUCCCAAUUUGAGCAAAGCACUUGUUUAUCAGCUAUUUUGAAUUGUGGCAGCAGAUGAAAAUAAUGUUUUUUUGCUUCAUAAAUGAUGAUGAUGAUUAAUGAGGAUGCUACUUUUAAACUGAUGUAGAGGAAUAAAACGAAAUGCUUCUGAAAUAAGAA